ACAAAUGUGCGGCUCCAAUUUCAGAUCCUGAAAUCUCACCUUCAUCUCACUUCUCUUCCCUAGAGAACAUCUUAAGUAAAAAGCGGCACAAGUUACCCCACUCUCCCGUAUAUGUAAACAGAACCAAACAAGUCGGCCGGCAGGCAAUUUUGUCACUGUAGUGUUGGGGAGGAGCUAUUGGUUGAAGAACAACUACACAUGGUGCACACAUCCUACUGAAUUGCCGGUUUUAAUUACAGAGGCUCGAAGGAAGACAGUCAGGUCCGCGUGAAUGACUAAUAUCUGACAAGGAUACGAAAACAACCCCGAAGACGCAACACACACCCGAAUGUUGCUGAGCGACAGCUCACAAUCACAUUGAACACCAGCGCUCCGUGCACUGGAAGGUCACGGAGAAGCAGUGGCUCCGCGUGAGGGGCAACUGUCUGAGACGCUGGGGAAAACAGCAGGGUAGACUGGCACAAGGGGGAGGGGGAAUAAAGGAGGGGUGUGAGCCAGCUUGUCAUUUAUCAGUAUUUUUAUCACACCGUGACUAUUUCAAGAGGAGGGAGGUAGCAGCCAGUACACAAAUAGACGCCAGCUGAACAUCCCCCCAUCGGUGAAACACUACGACGCUUCAGCCUCAGAGAGACUGAGACUCCCGUGUCAAGCUCAAACUACAGAUCCUUCAGUAUCUGGUUAGGCUACAAAAGGCAAGACUGAAAAAAGCAAAGAGGAUGAGGAUACCAUCACCAGGCUCUCUUUGCUCAGCCCCAGAUGCCUCCGCUCCCUCUUGACGAGCGCAUAGUGGUUAUUCAGCGCCCCAAAAGUUUGGCCUUGCGCGUGGCCUCCCCACCAACCACUUCACAGUCUUCCUCACACCGCCCAGCCACUCACAACGAGCCCCCGCCCUGCUUACCACAACCCCAACCCCCACCACCCCGUUCCCAUCCAGGUUCCAACUACCUGUCUCUGGAAUGCAAGCACAGGCAAUCAUCCCAUGUUCAUAGAGAUAAAGGAGAACGAGGUGCUCCCUUUGAGGGCAGCGGCCACAAUGCUAGCCAUUGUCACAGCAAUGGGACAGUAACUUUAGGUCCCACACCUCACAAGCACACACAUACCAUUGACAUUAGAGUGUCUUUGGACAAAGGUGGAAGAGGAGGAUCUUACACAGACAAAGGCCGCAGCAGUAGUCUUACCCGAAGUGGAAGCAUCAAAGGGAACAGAACUAAACGGGUGUCCCUGCACUUGGAUCCAGGGCAAGGCGAAAGGAAAUGCAAAGGAAAGUCUUCCGAAUUAGUGGAGAAGCACCACCAGAACCUUCAUCAGAGUCAAAACCGGACUCAACACAGUAGCCAUCAUCCAAACCAACUCACAGUCUCUCCUGGAGGGAUCUUGGAAUUUGUACCAGCGCAGAGACAGCAGUCAAAAUCAAAGCCAACAAGAGAGAGAGACCUGUCAUCAAAGUCUUGCUCUGCAACUGCCAGCCACCCAUUGCACAGUGAGAGGGACGUAUCAUCUGUAGGAAACAAAGAAAACUCCAAACUGGGACCCGGCCACCAACUGCCCCACGCCCACAGCCUAUCCCGUCACCACAGUUCAGCCCCAUUACCCCAUGCUGCCAUCCUAAACCCUCACUACCCGGCUGUACCACCCUCACUCCCUUCCCGAGCCCCUUCCUCCUACCAGCACAUCAGUCAACCCCGUCCCUCACGCACUAGAGAACAUCGGCCCCAAAUUCUUCACGCUUUGCCCCUCUCCCCUACUUCCUCCCAAGGAGGCUUCCCCAGUCCUGACCACACAUGUACGAUUGACUUUUCCCACCCUUGUGGCUGUUGGAGGUUGGUGCGUUGUAGAAGAGGUAGAGGUCACUCGGCUGGCUGCCACGGUCGUAGUACAAGCCCAUCCUCUUCGUUUUCCCACGCCCCAGGAACAAGUGCUGCCAACGGAGGUGGCGGAACCAUGGGAUUGAAGACUUUAGGAGGAUGUCUGUCAACUGCUUCCACCACCAACACCUCCUCUUCCAACAGCACUGUCUCGGACUGUCGCACAGGGCUGCUCAGACCUUUGGGUUGUGCAUCCUGUUCUGGAGAAGCUGGAGGUUUUGAGAGCCCUGCUGCUUUCCGUAAGAAACUGGUUGGGGGUUGUUUACCCUGCACUCCCCUGUCCUCAUCUGCACCUCUUCGAGCACUCCAGAGUUGUGUCAGUGGAUGUAAUCCCAAAGCAAGCCAAACUGGCAGCUCCACAUGCAGUUACUGCAGUAGUGACCCCAUUGUAGUGACCUUUAACCCACACAGAGGGAAUCCUCCCAACAUGGGGCGUAAUAUUGGUGCACAUACUAUGGGAGGAUACCAGCCUGAUGAUGAUGAUUACAGUGUACGCACAAUCUGGCCGGAGGAGCUAGCGAAGAAGAUGACUCGCUCUAAAACCCAACCUAUCCAUCAUAAUGCAGGUAUUGGAAUGGGCUCAGGGAGAACCUGCAUGGGCCACAACCAGAAUAGUGGCAAUGGUGGCAAUCCUGUAAUCCUGGACUGUCGGAACCUUAUGGAGUUCACUCGUUCCCAGUUGACAGAUCAGGCAGGACGACGAAGGCUCCAGCAAGGCAAGAUGGCAGUUUUGGACUUUAUCGGAUCAGGGAAUAGUGGGGACCAGGGUAGAGAUUCCCUCAAGCGGCUUUGGAACAAAGGAGCAGAUGCUUGCAUGGGGGAUGGCAACGGGUUUGAUGACGAAGUGCUUCCACAAUCCCCAUCCCUCCGCUCUCCAUCUCCAGAUUCCACUCCAUCCUUCUCACCCCCACCCUCUGCUCCUAGCACGCUUAUUAAGCCCAAACCCAAACUGCGAGAGAGAGAGGGUGGACACACCUUACCCUCGGCACAGUCGCUCCACUUGGUCCUCAACUCACUCAACAGAGAACAAGAUGAGGAAAAUGGACGAGUGCACCUUUCCCUCCCUCUUUCCUCAUCCCUCCCAGCGUCACUAUCUGAGGAGAGUGUCAUGACCCCAGAUGUGGAAAAUGCUGUGAUCAGCCCUAUCCUCCCUUUCCUUUUCCUUGGAAACGAGAGAGAUGCACAGGAUUUGGAUCUACUGCUUCGUCUCAACAUUGGUUUUGUGGUCAAUGUCACAACCCAUCUUCCCCUCUACCACUUGGACACAGGCUUGGUACAUUACAAAAGGCUCCCUGCCACUGACAACAGCAAGCAGAACCUACGACAGUAUUUUGAAGAGGUCUUUGAGUUUAUCGAGGAAGCUCACCAGUGUGGACGGGGCGUUCUUGUGCACUGCCAAGCAGGUGUGUCCCGCUCAGCUACUAUAGUCAUUGCUUACCUGAUGAAGCACACCCUCAUGACCAUGACUGAUGCCUAUAAGUAUGUGCGCGGUCGGCGGCCAAUAGUCUCCCCCAACCUCAACUUCAUGGGCCAGCUGCUAGAGUUUGAGAGAGACCUCAACUCUGGGGUAACACCUCGCAUCCUCACCCCCAAACUGAGUGGCCUGGAAACACAAGUUUAAAAGGGUGACGCAAGAAAGAAGAUUGUGAGAAAACAAGAGGGGAGAAGGGCAUAAACAGAAGAGGGAAUUGAUGGAAAGAAAUGGAUGGAUAAAAAAAUAAGGCCGUUCUCCCCCGUGAGAAUUCAGUGCCCACGCUGCUUCAGAGAGAAGACGGACACGGCAGCCUGUGUUGGUUUGACCACAUACUUGUGUGUACUUUGGACAAAUGAUGGGGCUUCAUCCUUUUUCCUGUUUAAAACUUUACUGUGAGAGACUGUGAUACUGUUGUGAAGCAAAAAAUGAUUAAAAGUGUUAGGCUGAUCCUUGCCGGUAAUGACUAUGAGAAUAACGUACCUCUUAAAAAAAAAAAGAAAGAAAAG
This is a messenger RNA of Onychostoma macrolepis, 3845 nucleotides long. RefSeq lists its product as uncharacterized. Gene Ontology annotation, cellular component: cytosol; cytoplasm. Bases 757 to 3486 code for a protein of 909 amino acids. The transcript has 7 exons. NCBI's taxonomy places the organism in Eukaryota, Metazoa, Chordata, Actinopteri, Cypriniformes, Cyprinidae. Gene Ontology annotation, biological process: protein dephosphorylation; negative regulation of JUN kinase activity. The record is from RefSeq and is a predicted model, not a curated record. Gene Ontology annotation, molecular function: protein tyrosine/threonine phosphatase activity; MAP kinase tyrosine/serine/threonine phosphatase activity.